AUGUCGUUCGCAAUGCACGAGAUUGUGUACUUUGGCCGUGCACUGCCCUGGAUCAUCAUUGACAGAAUGAAGUAUUUUAAUCGCUGGAAGAUUCAACAUAGCAAAAUUCCGACCGCUCGGGAGCAGUGGAAUUGUGCCAAGCUCGUUCUACUAAGUCACUUCACCGUCGAAUUACCUCAAAUCUGGCUUUUCCAUCCCUUUGCUCAAUACUGCGGACUCGCAACCGGCGUUCCAUUCCCAUCGAUCUGGAAAAUGAUGUACCAGAUCGCCAUUUUUUUCGUCCUCGAGGAUACUUGGCAUUAUUUUUCUCACCGCGCAUUCCACUGGGCCCCUCUCUACAAAUCUGUGCACAAGAUUCACCACCAGUACUCUGCUCCCUUCGGAUUAGCUGCUGAAUAUGCCUCACCAAUAGAGGUUAUGGCCCUCGGCUUCGGCACUGUUGGAUGCCCGAUUUUGUGGUGUGUUGUCACAGGCGAUCUCCAUAUUCUUACUAUGUAUCUCUGGAUUAUCUUCCGGCUAUUCCAGGCUAUCGACGCCCACAGUGGUUACGAAUUUCCCUGGAGUCUUCACCAUUUCCUUCCGUUCUGGGCCGGCGCUGAUCAUCACGACCUUCAUCAUGAAAAAUUUGUUGGCAACUACGCAAGCAGCUUUAGAUGGUGGGAUUAUUUGCUCGACACCGAAUACACCCCCGAAGCCGUCAAACGCCGGAGAGAGCAGAAAGCAAAGACUGCGAAGAGCCUGUGA
This is a messenger RNA of Ophidiomyces ophidiicola, 744 nucleotides long. It is a transcript of the gene ERG25, whose product is annotated as C-4 sterol methyl oxidase. The coding region runs from base 1 to 744 and encodes 247 amino acids. NCBI's taxonomy places the organism in Eukaryota, Fungi, Ascomycota, Eurotiomycetes, Onygenales, Onygenaceae. Gene Ontology annotation, biological process: ergosterol biosynthetic process. Gene Ontology annotation, molecular function: iron ion binding; C-4 methylsterol oxidase activity. The record is from RefSeq and is a predicted model, not a curated record. The transcript has 3 exons.